GCGACGUGUUUUUGCGCGAGUCCUGAAUUCCGUGCACUUACAGAUGUGCAGAUGUGCAGAUGUGCAGGAUCACAGCGCGCCUUCACCUGUUGUCCCUACACUGUGAUGACUUUCAGCAUUUAUCAGACUGUGUGAUUAUGUCAUACUGUCUUUAAGAGAAUAAACGCACAUAUCCGUACUGCCUUGGACUUUUGAUGACUUGAGAUUUCACUGCUGCACACACACACACACACGCACACACACACACAUGGAGAAGAGCCAGCCAUGCCCCGCAAACACUCUUAUUUUUUGACCCAGGAGAUUAUUUGCUCCUGAAGCAUCGCUUUGCUGCGGACUGGAGGUUGAUCAGAACACUUGUGUUAGAUUUUUGCACUAUAAUGGAGGUGCCCCAGUGCUCUAAGAAGAGCCUGUCCCUGUCUCUGCCCGUGCCUCGGGAGGGACAGGCGACCCUGAAGCCGCCUCAGCACCUCUGGAGACAGCCGCGCACCCCGAUCCGGAUCAAACACCGGGGAUACUCCGACACCGACCGACACCAUCACCCGCACAUGGAGCGCGCGGACGCCAUGGACACGAGCGACCGGCCCGGGCUAAAGAAGUCCCGCAUGUCCUGGCCGUCCUCCUUCCAGGGGACCACGGGCACAUCUACCGGGAACUGUGCCGGGAACAAACGUUUUGAGGGUGAGAAUGGACCAUCUCCCGGCCGCAGCCCGAUGGAUUUGCAGGCGAGUCCGGGGCUUGUGCUUCAUCCCUCCUUCCCCCAGAGCAGCAGGAGGGAGUCUUUCCUCUAUCGCUCCGACUCCGAUUAUGACAUGUCACCCAAGACCAUGUCCCGCAACUCCUCCGUCAACAGUGAGGGCCAUGCUGAGGACCUCAUCGUCACCCCUUUUGCUCAGGUGUUGGCGAGUCUCCGAACUGUCAGAAGCAACUUCACCAUUCUCGCUAAUGUCACGUCGCCUACUGACAAGAGGUCGCCGGUUACAAGCCAAUCAACAGUUCCACCAGCAACGCUCUCUGAAGAGACAUACCAACAGCUGGCACGGGAGACCCUGGAGGAGCUGGACUGGUGUUUGGACCAGCUCGAGACCAUCCAGACACACCGCUCUGUCAGCGAGAUGGCCUCCAAUAAGUUCAAGAGGAUGCUAAACAGGGAGCUGUCACAUCUGUCUGAGAUGAGCCGUUCAGGGAAUCAGGUAUCCGAGUACAUCUCCACUACCUUCCUAGACAAGCAAAAUGAGGUGGAGAUCCCAUCCCCGACACUGCGGGAGCGUGAGAAGCCCAUGUGCCAUAUCAGUGGUGUGAAGAAGCUGACACAUAGCUCCAGCCUGACCACCAAGGCCCUGCCACGAUUUGGGAUCAAGACCGAGCAUGAGGACGCACUGGCCAGGGAGCUAGAUGACUUGAAUAAGUGGGGCCUUAAUAUUUUCCGAGUGGCUGAAUUUUCCAAUAACAGACCUCUGAGUUGUAUAAUGUUUGCCAUCUUCCAGGAGCGCGAUCUGUUGAAAACGUUUCGUAUCCCUGUGGAUACGUUCAUUACCUAUGUGAUGACACUGGAGGAUCAUUACCAUGCCAAUGUGGCCUAUCACAACAGCCUGCAUGCGGCCGACGUCACACAGUCAACACAUGUACUGUUAUCCACGCCGGCACUGGACGCUGUCUUCACUGAUCUGGAAAUUCUGGCUGCAUUGUUUGCUGCUGCCAUUCAUGACGUGGACCAUCCUGGAGUUUCCAAUCAAUUUCUCAUUAAUACCAACUCAGAACUGGCUCUGAUGUAUAAUGAUGAGUCCGUUCUAGAAAACCAUCACCUAGCUGUGGGCUUCAAGCUUCUCCAUGAAGACAACUGCGACAUCUUCCAGAACCUGAGCAAGCGGCAGCGGCAGAGUCUGCGCAAACUAGUUAUCGACAUGGUUCUGGCAACAGACAUGUCCAAGCAUAUGAGUUUGCUGGCAGAUCUAAAGACCAUGGUAGAGACUAAGAAAGUCACCAGCUCAGGCGUGCUACUGCUCGAUCAUUACACGGACCGCAUACAGGUUCUGAGAAACAUGGUGCACUGUGCUGACCUCAGCAACCCCACUAAGCCUCUGGCAGUGUACCGGCAGUGGACAGAGCGCAUCAUGGAGGAGUUUUUCCGGCAGGGAGAUAAGGAACGGGAGCGUGGGAUGGAGAUCAGCCCCAUGUGCGAUAAACAUACUGCAUCUGUGGAGAAGAGUCAGGUGGGCUUUAUUGAUUACAUUGUGCACCCUCUGUGGGAGACAUGGGGCGAUUUAGUGCACCCUGACGCUCAGGAAAUCCUGGACACCCUUGAGGACAACCGGGACUGGUACCAGAGCACUAUCCCCCAGAGCCCCUCGCCACCUCCAAUCACCGACAAUGAGCUUGACAAGUUUCAAUUUCAGCUUACCUUGGAAGGCGAGCCAGUUCAGGAGACUGGGCCCAACCACAAUCAUAUAGCUAGCAUCGAGCAGGAGGGGCCGAAGGAGAUGAAGGAAGGGGAGAAUCCUGGAGGAGGACAGGAUGAUGGGGACGGAGAAGACAUAGUGGCAGUAGAGAGAGGGGGAAGAAGGCGACUGCAGGUUCAGUCAGUGGUGGAGGAGGAAGAUGAGGAAAGACAUUCAGAUGGGAGUCCGAUAGAGGAGGCAGAAGAUGAAGAGGAGUCAUCUUUCUCCCCUGCUGAUGAUACGUGAGGCUUAGGAGUUGUCAGGAAUAUCGCAGGAGUGCAGUUGGUCCCAUCAGAACUCUCUUUUUCAAUGUACCUUUCCCUUAUUUCAUGGCCAUACCAUGAACAAAACUAUAUUUCAGCAACUCAAUAAAAUGUUUUAUUUUAUUUUUCAAAAAAGGGAAGAAAAUAAUAUCAGAGAAGUAGAGUAAUUCACACAACAACUGUAGAUUUUGGAAUGGGUGCUGGGCCCGUUUCUAGCAGAAGGUGCAAGUUUGCAUGGAGGAAUACAGUUUUAGUGGUGUUUUAAACGGGCCAUUUGGGCCAUGUAGCACUCUAGAAUUUUGGCAGAUCCCCACACAUGUUCAUUUCUACCUAACAUACAGACACAAACAAGAAUACACACAUCCACCAAACAGUUUCACUCUAAUCUAAUCCCAAAAGAUAUGCGCACACACCUGGGGGAACUUUGAAGGGAUUUGGGAUCUCUUUGGAAAAAGCCAUCUUAAAAGGAAUACCAACUAUUUUCCAUCUCAGUAGCUGCACAGAAACAGCUUUUACUGCAUUCUUAACAGAAACUGAAAUGCUCAGAAAUUACCCAAUUAGUGUAAUCAGAGUGACUUUAUUUUCCAUUUUUGUCGGAAAUAAACCCAUAAGGACACAUGUCUGCUGCAGAGAGGCAGAAGUUUUGGCUGUGGAGGCAACAGGAUGGCGAAGUGGAUACAUAAGGACCAAGUUGGCACAAGACUGGACCUGAGACGUGGGUAUGGCCCCUUUUUUUCCCUUUACCAGGAGUGCUACCAGUGCAAGAUGGCCACGUGCCUUUCUGAACCAUCAGCUUCAGAUUUGGAGCUGCCGUGAAGCAAUGCAUCGUGGAAUAGUGGUCUAAUUUUGUCUUCGUUUCUCAAUUGUUGCUUGUUUCAAGCUCUCUCUCUCUCUCUCUCUCUCUCUCUCUCUUGUCUCUCUCACUGUUGUGCAUGAGUCCUUUUUUUAUUGUUUUGGAAACCUCAUUUUAUUACGUAAAGUCUUCCUUGGUUGCUUUCGCUCUUGUUGAACAUUUUGGAGACUGAAUUCAGAAGCUAGCCAUGGGAGCUGCUCAUGGUCUCCUGUACCCUACCACGUUCAAUGCAAACAAGGAUAGUCACUUUUUGCGAAAAAGCCAUGUUAUUCUUCGGAAUUUAUGAUUUUGCCUUCUUUUGAAUUACAUUUCAGGAUGGUCCUGUGAAAACUGCGGGAAAUCACAGACUCCUUUCAAUAGCAGCACAGAUUCACUUUCACUCGCUCAUAUAAUGCAGCCAUGUUCCAUCACAGCAAAUAAUAUUUUCCAUUUUGGCUUACCAAAGGAAUGGGUGGUAACUAAUACCUUGGUGAAGGGAUGUGAUUGAUCAAGAGUCGCAACUUGUACCAGUGGAACUGAGCACAGGGAGUCACACGCAGCCAUUAUUCAGUUUGAUGUUUUUUAUGCCUUAACACUGCAGGGUUUUUGUAUGUGGCACUAUGCUGACUGUCCUGAGGCUCACAAGAGAAUAUUUGUGUUUUGUCUGUACACCUUUACUAAAUGUCAAAUGUUGUGUCUGCACUAAUAUUAAUCGCUCAUGAUCAUUAGACUACGUCUACAGUAUCUUCACAUAAAUGUCAAAGUGAUAGGAUCAUAUUUAUGUUAAUCAGGGUCUUUGAAUCUAGGUUGCAGUUAGCCAAUGUAAAAAACGAUGGAUUUGUCUGGGACUCUGAAUGUAAUAGUUGACUGGGAAUUUAUGAGAAAACGUCUGCUCAAUGGAUUUGGUGACAAGCUGGUUUCUGCUGGUCAGUACCUUAGCUUUAAGCGUGUGUGUCUGUUGCAACAGAACUUUGAGGUUACACCAAUACAAAUACGGUAACAAAAAAGUUUGGUUGAGUAAUUAAAGCAAUGCAUGCGAUCAGAACUUAUGGCUUCGGUACCUUGGUGGAUGGUUUGGAUCUUUAACUGGCAUCCAACUGGUGGAUUAUAAGACUUUGAUUUGAAGUAUGAACUUGGUGUAUGAACUGAUGACAUCCCUACAUACAUUUGCGUAUAUGUUACCCAAGAAAGUGCUUCUGUUUUGUGGGUUUUUUUUUUUUUUUGUUAAUGAGGCAAGCUCAUUAAGCAAACAAAUACUUCUUGCCAUUUUAACACAAUACUGUAGCAAUCAUUUCUUAUGAAGAAAUUAAUUACUUGCUGCCAUUCUUUUUGAAUAUCAAAAGGAAAAGUUUCCUUUGGACAGUUUGUGUACAGUUUUUAUUUUUGUAUCAUGCUGGUUGGUGAUUGUGAUAUUGAAUUACAAGAUUGAUUACAAAACUAUAUAUAAUAUUAGACUUAUCGCUGCUUAUUUUGUAUAUAUUGUAAUGUCGAUCUGUACAUUUAAAACCACUACAGAAUUUCUCAUUGCCGGCUUACUAUGUUUAGUUGUAAUCAAAUGUACAUGAAUGGUUAACCUGUGCAGAAACAAACAACAACAACAACAAAAAAAAACCUAGCUGCUCUUUCCCUUACCCUUUUUUUUUUUUUUUUAAAGAUGGAUGAAUCUCACAAUCUGUUUUAUAUUUUGGUUUUGUCUAGGGGCAGCCUAAUCAUUUUAUGAACCUGCACUUUAUUUUUGGGUUUUGCGGUGGUUGGUUAAAUAGUGUGUAGAUUUAUUGCUUUUAAUGGAUACAAUAACACUUGCACAAGGGAAGCACUUCUCAUGGCUUGGUCCCAAACUUUUCGAACGUGCCGGCACUCUCUCUCAUGUAAUCUGAAAAAAAUAACAAUAAUAAUUUUUUUUAAAUCUACUCUAGUAAUAAUCCACAUUGUAGAGGCCGGUAGUCA
This is a messenger RNA of Clarias gariepinus (North African catfish), 5477 nucleotides long. RefSeq names its product phosphodiesterase 4A, cAMP-specific (gene pde4a). The record is from RefSeq and is a predicted model, not a curated record. Gene Ontology annotation, cellular component: nucleus; perinuclear region of cytoplasm; cytosol. The transcript has 15 exons. NCBI's taxonomy places the organism in Eukaryota, Metazoa, Chordata, Actinopteri, Siluriformes, Clariidae. Gene Ontology annotation, molecular function: 3',5'-cyclic-AMP phosphodiesterase activity. Gene Ontology annotation, biological process: signal transduction. Bases 378 to 2681 code for a protein of 767 amino acids.